Thermothelomyces thermophilus ATCC 42464 is the source of this 1354-nucleotide messenger RNA. RefSeq lists its product as uncharacterized. The record is from RefSeq and is a predicted model, not a curated record. Lineage: Eukaryota; Fungi; Ascomycota; Sordariomycetes; Sordariales; Chaetomiaceae. Gene Ontology annotation, biological process: protein polyubiquitination; proteasome-mediated ubiquitin-dependent protein catabolic process. The transcript is spliced from 2 exons. The coding region runs from base 299 to 1009 and encodes 236 amino acids. Gene Ontology annotation, molecular function: ubiquitin conjugating enzyme activity.
GUUUGUCCAAGCGCCGCCACAAUGCCUGGCUGGGGUUCUGAAUAGGAGCGGGGAUCAACUGUGUAAUCUACUUCUACUUCAAGAACUCUAUCUCGCCUUGUAGCCCAGCGUUUUGCCCACCGACAUCGCCUCCAUUCUUCGAUUCGGGUGUGAUACAGAUCCGCGAGCUCGUAGUUCGCUUGACUUGCACACCUUUUCCUCCUCGCAUUCUAACGAACUCAGGAGGAACUUUUUAGGGGUCGGCUGUUUCUCGUCGCCUGCCGCAGUUGCUCAUCAUUCGGCCACCGCCCUGGUCGCCAUGUCCCGUGCAGCGGCGCCCUCCGGCGCAAAAACGCGCCUCAUGAGCGAGAUGAAGGCGCUGCGGAAGGAGAAGUGGAUAAACUUUGAAGAUGAGGAACAAGAGAACAUCCUCAAGUGGCGGUUCGCGCUCAUGGUGAUCAACUCUGACAGCCCCUUCAACGGCGGCUACUUCAGGGCCGAGAUGGUUUUCACCGACGAAUACCCGUACCAGCCGCCCAAGUUCCGCUUUCUAAUACCCAUCUUCCACCCCAAUGUCUACCCUGACGGCCAGCUUUGCAUCUCGAUUCUGCACAAGCCCGGCGAGGAUAUAAUGUCGGGUGAGGAUGCGAGCGAGCGGUGGUCCCCACUCCAGGGAGCAGAGAGCGUGCUCCGCUCGGUUCUGCUCCUGCUCGACGAUCCCGAGAUCAACUCCCCGGCCAACGUUGAUGCCAGCGUCAUGUAUCGCGAUCGCCGCGGCGAGUAUUACGAGAAGGCUAGAGAGACCGUUGAGCGGUCAAAGAACGAUAUUCCCGAGGGGUUUGAGACGCCCACGAGUUUCGAAGCGGCCCCGCCACCGAAACAAGAGGACGACGACGAUUUCUGGGCUGGCAGCUCGGACGAGGAGUUCGAUUUUGACGGCAGCGAUACAGGGGACGACGAAGAAAUGGAUUUCGAGGAAGAAGAAGAAGAGGAGGAGGAGGAGGAGGAGGAGGAAGAGGAGGACAAGUGAUGAAGAGAACUCCGACGGGGACAAUCUUGAUUUGUCGAGAUGUGUCCCCUGCUUUCCUUUUCUGUUCCGCUUUCCCGGUCAAUCUACAGCAUGCAUAGCGUUUGGUGAACACAACAAAGAAGGGCGUUUUGCGGUCUGCGUUACGGAAGGGGAUCUGCUUGUAUUUACAGGGUGCUGGUCUACACUACGGGUCCCCAUAGAAUUUGGCGUGUACCUGGUAGUCUAGCAGGUGACACUAUGGUUCUAUCAUUUGCGAUAUAUGUGGAGAAGGAUACUGGCCGCACGGGAUAAGGCGUCUGUCUGCGUUCUUAGUCCACACUUAAUCUGACAGCACAACGUGGAAGG